CUCCUCUUCCGCAACCAACCUUGGAUUCCUGUUCAGCCACCUCAGCCAGGCAUCGCGGGGUAUUUCAGUCAGUCCAGGUGGGGGUGCUUGCUCGGGAAGAGCGCCAGCACCGCCAGCCGGUUUCCGAAGUCCUGAAUCACGAACUCAUUCCCCCGUUUGCAUGUGCUUCUACUUCCCCGCCUUGUCUUGCGGGUGGGCUUUUGCUUCUCCCUUUGCUUUUGCCUCUGGUUUUGUGGUUCCGAUCCUCUCUUUAGUCAACCAAGUGGCCCCUACUGAUUCUCGCCGCCUCCUCUGGCCUCUCGUGACAUUCUUCUUCCGUGCCUCUUCCGUGUCCGUGUCUCCGCUGCAGCCCAGUAUGGCAACCGUCGAGCAUUGUGUUGUAUGUUUCGAGGCUCUUGACGCCGACCUCAACAACCGCAAGCCCCUCUCCCUUGAACAGAUCCAGUCUUCGUGGGCCGCAUACAAGGCCAGCUCCGCUUCCGUGACCGGCCCCUCAGAGGCUCCCUUGAACCCGGCCCUCCGGCGCCUUGCUGCCGACGGCGUCUUGUCCUCGUCGUCCUCGUCGUCUUCUACGUCGCUCUCGGCAGCAGGAGCUGCCACUCCCGCAACAUCCACAUCCUCCCUGCCCGACACCCCGCCAACAGCGGCUCCUCUGUUUGUCACCUGGAACACAGUCGACCCAGAUGACGACGACGUCUCCCUCCGCGGCUGCAUCGGCACCUUUGAGUCCCAGCCACUGUCCGAGGGCAUUCAUGAAUACGCCCUAAUCUCCGCCCUGCAAGACACACGCUUCAACCCGAUUUCCAAGCGCGAGCUUCCCACACUCCAAGCCGCUGUGACGCUGCUCACAGACUUUGAAGAGGCGGACGACACGCACGAUUGGGAAAUUGGCACUCACGGCAUCCGAAUCUCUUUUUUGGAUCGCGGCCGCCGCUACGGUGCGACAUAUUUGCCCGAUGUAGCGCUAGAGCAAGGAUGGACCAAGGACGAGACACUGUUUAGCUUGAUCCGCAAAGCAGGCUGGAUGGGCAGCCGUUCCAAGUGGCAGGACUUGGACGUCAAAGUGACUCGAUACCAGGGCAAGAAGGUCAGCCUCAACUAUCCAGAGUUCAAGAAGUGGAGGGACUGGGUCCAAAGCAAGCAGUAAUGAAGGUCCCAUCUAUUGUGAUGUAGCUCGGCCGGGCGUUCUAAUAGACAGAGAGGACACACAGGAUUUCAUUGGGUACUGGUAUUAUGUGGGAUUAUUUGGGAUGUUAAUGGAUGAUAUACAACGAAUCUUGCGGCGCUUAUAGACGUGUGUCGUGCAAGGAAGAGUGGAGGAGAAAAUUUUCCCAGCUCAGAUUUUUCUUUACUUUGCUUUUUUGAUACACUUUUCUUAAUAAAAUAAGAAUCUUUUGAUAUACCUGAUAGCCGGGCCCAGAACUAAACUAGCUGAAUCGUUUACAUCGGGAACCGAAAAG
Molecule: messenger RNA, 1460 nt
Organism: Trichoderma harzianum CBS 226.95
Lineage: Eukaryota; Fungi; Ascomycota; Sordariomycetes; Hypocreales; Hypocreaceae
Exons: 1
Coding region: 161-1147 (328 amino acids)
Source: RefSeq, a predicted model, not a curated record